This is a messenger RNA of Naumovozyma castellii, 327 nucleotides long. RefSeq names its product Ecm15p (gene ECM15). The transcript has a single exon. Lineage: Eukaryota; Fungi; Ascomycota; Saccharomycetes; Saccharomycetales; Saccharomycetaceae. The record is from RefSeq and is a predicted model, not a curated record. The coding region runs from base 1 to 327 and encodes 108 amino acids.
AUGGGAGUUAAACUACAUACUUUGGCCGAUGUCUGCAUGGUUCCUUUAGGUACUUCCAGCGCCAGUGUUUCUGACUUUGUUGCCUUAAUUGAGACCAGAAUUCGUCAAUCUAAUUUGAAGAGUACUUUACAUAGUGCUGGUACCACCAUUGAAGGGCCCUGGGACGAAGUGAUGGAAUUGAUUGGUGAAGUGCAUCAAUAUGCCCAUGAUAAUGGAUAUGUGAGAAUUCAUACCGAGAUUAGAUGUGGGACUAGAGUGGAUAAGUUCCAGACCGCUCAGGAUAAGAUGGAUACUGUCAAUAAGAAGAUUCAAAAUCUUCAAAAAUAG